AAACGGUCAUCGGUGCUAUCGAUAUUGCGCACCGGCGGCACGCAACUAUCGAUAGCGCAAUAUUGUGAGUUGAGUUGCACGUGUUCCAAAUAAAAUAGUUCGUUUUAUUUGAUUGGAGCCAUUUAUUUAAUAACAAAACGGCGCCAUGCAGCACGACGAUGUGGUUUGGAGCAUCAUCAACAAGUCCUUUUGCUCGCACAAAGUGAAAACCGACACACGCACCUUCUGCCGCCAUGAGUACAAUCUCACGGGUCUGUGCACCCGGAGAACCUGUCCCCUGGCCAAUUCGCAAUAUGCCACCGUUCGCGAGGAGAAGGGCAUCAUCUAUUUGUUCAUCAAAACGGCGGAGAGAUCGCACAUGCCAAGCAAAUUGUGGGAAAGGAUCAAGCUGUCCAGAAACUUCGAGAAGGCCAUCGAGCAGAUCAACGAGAAUCUGGUGUUCUGGCCCAAGUACAUGAUCGCCAAGAAUAAGCAACGUUUCCUCAAGAUCACCCAGUAUCUGAUGCGAAUGCGCCGGCUAAAGUUGCGUCGUCAGAAGCUCAUUGUGCCGCUGUCCACGAAGAUCGAGCGGCGGGAGGCGAGGCGCGAGGAGAAGGCCUUGGUGGCCGCCAAAAUCGACAAUCACAUCGAGAAGGCGCUGAUGGAUCGUCUAAAGCAUGGCACCUAUCGCGACAUCUACAACUUCUCGCAAACCGCAUUCAACAAGGCUCUGGAGGCGGAACGCGUGGACGAGGAUGAGGAGGACCUCGACGACGAGGACGAGGACGAGCAGCUGGAGCGCGAAAUGGAGGUGGACGCCGACGAUUCCCGCGAAGCUAUCGAAGUCCAGAAAUCCCUGCUCGACGAGGAGUUCGUGGAGGCCGAUACGGACGAUGAGGAGGAGGAGGGAGAUGAUGACGAGGACGAUGACGAUGACUACGAUAGCGAUUCCGGCAAGCGGGAAGAGGUCGAAGUGGGCAGCGAUUUCGAGGAGUCCGACGAGGAUGACGAUCCGGAUGCUGAUGAUAUUGAGGACACCAAAGUGCCAGCCAAGAAAACCGCCAGCAAAUCGAAGAAGGACAAGAAAUCGCCGGCCACCAGUCGACGCAGCCGCUCGAAGCCCAAACUGGAGCUGGAGUACGAGUAUGAGGUGGAGAAGGAGGCACAGCGGCAGAUGCGCCAUUAGCCAGGUCCACAAUAUAUUCCCAUGCACCCCCACUUAGCUGUUAACGCUUAUUGUUUAGCCAACUACAUUUGUAACGCCGGUUAAGAAUAGUAUUUUAUAUAAAAAAUGAAAACUGACAAAAACAAA
This is a messenger RNA of Drosophila erecta, 1291 nucleotides long. RefSeq names its product protein MAK16 homolog A (gene Rbm13). Lineage: Eukaryota; Metazoa; Arthropoda; Insecta; Diptera; Drosophilidae. Gene Ontology annotation, cellular component: preribosome, large subunit precursor; nucleolus. The coding region runs from base 146 to 1165 and encodes 339 amino acids. Gene Ontology annotation, biological process: maturation of 5.8S rRNA; maturation of LSU-rRNA. The record is from RefSeq and is a predicted model, not a curated record. The transcript is spliced from 4 exons.